This is a messenger RNA of Aplysia californica (California sea hare), 6773 nucleotides long. Its product is annotated as rootletin. Bases 711 to 4853 code for a protein of 1380 amino acids. The record is from RefSeq and is a predicted model, not a curated record. NCBI's taxonomy places the organism in Eukaryota, Metazoa, Mollusca, Gastropoda, Aplysiida, Aplysiidae. The transcript is spliced from 26 exons.
AAAUAGGGAAUGAGAGCUCAUGUUUUAAUUUCUUAACAUUAUGAAGUUGGACUGAUCUGUUGGAAAUUUAUUACGAAAAUGUAGUCAAGAGAAGUAAAGGCAUCACUGUAUUCAAAAUGAAUAUUUAUUAUGCUUCUUUUCAAAUACCAGGCAUGCUACCACCCCUACAGUUGGGCUAGCCCAGAGCAACUUCCUGGAGCGAGAAAGCGUCGUAGGUGAUCAAUGCCAGAGAGAGUUGGCUCCUCCCUUUCGCUCCCAUGUGAAAAGAUCGAUCAGACGAAGGAGUGGAUUGCUCGUCUCCAGCUCUUCUCAAACUUGUGUUUAUGAUUGUUGUGGCUUCUGCUGUUGUUAAUGUGACCUCGGCAUCAGUAAAAACAUUGUUUUCAUAAGGAAAGUGUACUUGCUAAGAUCGUGAGCAUUUAAAUUUGUUUUCGUUAACCAGAGAUGAAAUUCUCUUUCUUGAGACUGAGAAGAUAUGAGUUAGAGUUAGACACUCUCAAGUAAGACGCUGUAAUUUAUUAAGUUAAGUAAUGUACAUGGAGUAGUGUGGAUACCGGCUCACCACUAUCAAAGAAAAAAUGUUCAGUAAAUCACACUGUUGUUUCCAUUUCUGUGACAUUGGAUGGAAUGGAGUGAAACUCUUCUACUACUAGGCCUAGCCUACUGAGUUUCUGGAGGCAACGUUUUUCGACUCGCGUCAGAUUUAAAUCAUGUUAAGUUCCCUCUCGCGUGGCUAUGGUACCUGGCAUGGGCUUCUGGCUGAUCCGUCAUCAGAGUCUAAUCACAGUUUACCUAGCCUGGAGUCUCAGAAAACAAUUCAUCGUCACGGUGUAACAGUAACACCGCGUGCUAAAACAGUACCAACCCCAAUUCCCGUAACUGAUGAUGGGCAACUCCAUAUACCUAAGACUUACCUUACUCGAAAAGGGGCUCUGGUUUUGUUCACGGGCCCAGAGAGAGUACCUCAAGAGGCAAAGAAAACUCCACGAGUCCAGAAGAAAAAACAAAGACACAAAGAUGUUCUUGAUCUCAGCUUAAAGCUCAAGACAAUGGAGAGGCUCUCUCUGUCAGUUUUGCAGUUUGGAGAUAAGGAUUAUAACAAGGAAGUUUCCAGUAUAAGUGACAAAGAAAACAGCCUGUUUUUCGACUUCAUGCAUGAAUUGGAUCCUGAGCGUGAUUCAGAUUUACACUCUCAGCCAGGGGGUGAUCUCAAGUUCUACCUGAGGGAUCUCAAAAGAAGGGCCAGCGGUCGUGGUUUCGGCACGGGCGACGCCUCUCCUCACCGGGCCCGGUCCGCGGAGCUACAGGAGAUCCUUGACCAGUUGGAGCAGGCCUGGCCUCGCUACGUCAACUCCAGCGCAGGAGAGUCCUUCUCCCACCUGUCUGUGGGCGGGGCCGGAGGGGGCGGGGCUGGGGGCGGGGACAGCAGCUUUAGGCAGUCUCCCACGCCAAGCACAGGGAGUUUAACACGCAGUCGGUUGUCGGUUAAAAAGCUGACAGCUUCCCUGAAAUCUUUGGAUUAUCUUGGCAGACCUGCAUCGACAGAUCCGGACAAUGUCAGCGUCAUCAGCGAAAGUGCCCGGUCAGCGACAGAGUUCCGGUACGGUCGCACCCGGAGCGCCAGGUCUGUGUGGAUGACGGACUCGUCGUCUCCAUCACAGCUGCAGGUUCGACCCAAGACCUCUCAUUUCGGGGGCAGGGGGUCGCUGCUUAAGCCGCACUUGGACGGAAGACUGGUCACUUCACCGGUGCAUGGUAGCAGGGAGGACUUAACAGAUUCAGCGAGACCCAUGUGGGUGGAUAUAGAGGGUCAAGGAGACACCUCUUUCAUCAGCGACGAUAUCCAGUCGCAAGUGUCAGGGAUCGACUUGGACGUGCGGACGCUAGAGCGAGGCAGGGCACACACGCCCAGCUCACAACGGUCCCGGACUCCGUCCAGGGGCGACAGAAGUGGAGAGCGGGACGCCAUGCUUGCCGAGGCUGCUAGUGUGUUGUCCUCUCUGGUAGAGGAGGAGGAUAUGGAUCAUCUUCUCGAUAAUCUAUCUGACGAGGAAGAGGCUAUGGAGGACGGGGCUCAGUGGCCAGGGAAAGAACAGGGACAGACUGGAAGGAUGUCAUCCAUGUCGUCGAGGAGCAAGACGCCACUUCCUCGUGUGGAUGAGGCGAACCAGACAGAAGAGAUGGAGGAUGCUGUAGCACAGCCUCUACAGCCACCUUACUCAGGUGUCAUGAGACGUGAAGAUGGGCUCACAACGCCAUCAGGAGAAGGACAAGAGGACGAACUUUUAGCAAGAAUAUCACCUCAAGGGUCAAGGCCAGAGUCCAGAGCAGGGGCGUCUCGUCCUGGGUCCGUGGAGCCCUCAAGUACCCUGCGUGUGGCAACACCAACAGAUGCACAGACUUUGCUCAGAGCAGGCUCAGUUUCACCAACGGCUGCGUCAAGGGGAGGAACUCCUGCCGCUCUGAGUGGGCAUCCAGAGGAUCUGAUUGAAGAGGUGAGCUCAGUCCUGCCAGACUCUGGUGUGAUGCGAGUCUCUUCUCGGAUCGGGUCGGCAUCUGUUGGGUCAGCUGACCGACCUGCGCCCGAUCCCGACACGCUGGUGUCCUUACAUAAGGACCAGAUCAUGUCACCAGAGCCAACUCGUGGAAGGGUUGGUGAGAAAGCUGUAGAUAGCCCGGUGCUGCCAUUGUUGAAGGAACCAGCACCAAGCGAGCCAUCCCUGAAGGAGACCUCUCCUGAGCCAAGAAAACCAGCUCCUACAACAGAUGGAAAAGAAAAAGUACAAGAGAUGCCAUCACAGGAGGCCAAAGUUGCAGAACGAAAGGUCGGGGCUAAGUCACCACGUUCCCAGAAAGUUGAGGAAGAGGUCAAGACUGAAGAGGUCAAAGAGGAUGAGGUCAAGGCCGAAGGGGAACAAGAGGAGGAGAAGAAAAGCACAGGGCUGUCUGAGAGAGUUAUUAGAGAGAAGGAAGAAAAAGCAAGAAAGGCAGCAGAGUUGAAGGAGAUGAAAGAAAAAGAAGAAGCUUUGAAGAGAGAAGAGGAGGAAAAAAAGAAGCAGUCAGCCGAAGACAAGAGAAGGGCAGCUGAGGAGAGGCUCAAGCUGAGAGCUGAGGAACUGGCGAGGCAAAAGGAGGAGCAGGAGUUACAAGAACAGUCUGGCCUUGUAGUGAAGGAAGAGAGUGAAGAGACUCCUAACGCAUCCUCGUCACGAGCGAAAAAAGGGAAAAAGAAAGAGUCCAAAGCGUCCAAACCAUCGGCAGAUGCUGGCAAGAAGUAUGUCAACUCCCUUGAUAUCUCAUCUGUGCAGCCUGAUGGGAAAGCCAUGGAUGCGUUAGAUAAGCUGAAAGAAGCGAAUAAAGACGACUUACCAGUGGAGAAAAUCCAACAGUGGAUGGCCAGCCAAGGCCCACCAGCCAAGGUAGAGGCGGAGAAGAAGGAAGUGGAAGUGCCGGGACAUUUGAAGGAAAUGUUUGAGAGGAAGACCGAGCACCAGGCUCAGCAGGAGCUGGAUGAGGAGAUUGGGAAAAUGCGUGAGGCGAUGGACGAAGUCUUGGGUGGAAGUGUUGUGCAGUCUGAAGGAACUGAAGGAUUGUCAGCUGAGGACUUUGAGUUGGCUCAGCAGGCUCUAAUGGAAAAGAUUAAAAAAGCAGAGGAGAAGAUAGAAGAAGCCGUAUCUCCGAGGCCUGUUGUCAAGAAGAAGACUCCUCCACCAGUGAAGCCAGGGAAGAAUGAGAAGAAAUCGCCAGUGACGAAGAAAAAGAAAGGAGUAGAAGAGGCAGAGAAAAAGAAAGACUUGACAAAAGAAAGGGAAGCAAUUAAAGAGCAGCAACGACUUGAGAAACAGAAACGUCUUGAAGAAGUUCGGGAACUGCAACAUAAAAUCAAAAGUAAAGAAGAUGCCAGAAAGCAGAAGGAAGCGGAAGCGAAGCGAAAAGCUCAGGAACUGGCAGAGAGAAUGGAGGCUGUGAGGCAGGAGGAGGAGGAGAUAGAGAGGGCAGAGGCAGACGCACGAGCACAACUGGCAGAAGUAAGGAAAGUUCAACGUGAGGAGAGAGAAGCGCGGAGGAAGGCAGAUCUGGAGAAGAAGAAACAAGAUGCCAUUGACAAAAGGGAACGUGAGAAGGCUAUGAUUGAGAAAGCCAGACAGAAAGAACAAGAGAUGUUGGACAGAAUUGCUGAUUCGGAGAUGGCGAGACGGAUGAAGGAAGAGGAGGAAGCCAAGAGGGAAGAGGAAGAAAGACUUGCCCAGGAGAAGUUUGAGGCAGAGCUAAAGGCUGCUCAACAAGCUGCUGAAGACGAGGAAGAAAAGUUGCGAGAACUUGAGAGAUUGGCAGAAGAGGAAGCCUUCCAGCGCCUCAUUGAUGAGAAGGAAGCUGCUGAAGAAAAACGCUGGGAGCUAGAGGAACAGUCGAGACAGUUGAGAGAAGCUGAGGAAAAAGCUAGGAGAGAAAUGCUGGAGGAGGAGAAGAGGCUCGAGGAAGAGAGAAUGAAGCACGAACAUGAGGAAGAAGCCAGACGAGAACUAGAAAGGGAAAGAUUGAGAGAGCUCCAAAGACUCGAAGAAGAAGCGAGGGAGAAAAUGCGAGACGAGCUGGAGAAACGUCGUCUGUGGGCUAUGAAGCGAAGAGAGCACAACUUGGAUGCCAGGGCGAAGCUAGAUGCCAUGAGACAGUCUCAGGGUGUCACCGAUCCGUGGACUUUCUCUUACUUUGUCCGGUGGCCAAAGGAGAGCUACAUGAGACCAAUGGGCCAAGACCCGAAGAAACAGAGAGGACCUCCUCGACCAAAACCUUCUCCCAAAACCCCAGCACCAGACAGCAGUGCACCGGCAACAGCAGAUGCUGCCACCUAGGCUGCUCUGAGAUGUGGAUUUAUUGGCGGUGCCCGUUGAGGGAUCGGUUCAGUUCUGUUCAGUUUGGUUUAUCAACUUUAUCGCCCCCUCCCCCCCCCCUACUCGUGGCCUUGAAAACAAACAAGUUUGUUUUUUAAGUUCAUCGUCAGUUUUUGUUCGAUUUGUGCCACAAUGGUAGCUUUUGUCCCUCCAUAGAGGAAAAUCUGGCUAACUCUGACAACCAAACUGAACGGAACUGAACCGAUCGUACCAAUGAGCACUGCUUCUUAUUUUACCCGGAGCAUUCAGUCAGAGAGAAUCACUGCUGUUCCACAAGUCGAAUGAAGGUUAUCACUGUAAAUGUUCAACAUUCAGCUUUCAACAACAACAAAAAGUCUCCUCAGAGAUAAAAUUACAAAUCUUUAUGUUAGUGUUCAGAGCUUUGAUUGGCUGCAUUUUUCUUAUUGAUAGCUGAAUGAGUUGCACAAUCGUAAAAAAAGACUGCCAUAUGAGAGGUCCAUUCUACAGCUCAUCAGUAAAGUUGGGGCUUUGGUUGGUCAUGUUCAAAGAUGCACAUAGAUAUUCUUCUGUUGCAGGACAAAGUUUUACUGCAAGAGAAUGUUUCUGGCAACAAUGUUUUACCCCAGCUGGCAAUGAAAGACAAAGUAAAUUUUAUGGAUUAUUUUUUUUAAUGACACUGAAUGUAAUUCAAAUUGACAAUGGACUUCACUUAGAAUUUACAAUGACUUUGGAUUCGUAACAACUGCCCUAUAUUUUUGUUUUCAGGAUGAAAAAAUGAAAAUUAUUGCAAUGGUAUUCUGCUUGGUUUUGAAUGAUUCAUAGUAUGUUUUGUUUUAGGGAUUGUUUUUGCCUCACAAUUUCAAAGAAUUGAUUCUGAAAUUGGUACUUUUUACCACUGAAGCUGUGAUUUUAAAAGGAUUUUGUAAGCAAAUGAUGUGAUACAAUGUUGCCUUUCUUGACUACCUAGGCCUUGAUCUGAUAACUUGAGGCCUGGUUCAAGUGUAAAUCUGGAUUCACAGCUCAUGAGACUACAUAUAUGCCAAUCUUAUUUCUAUGCCUGGCAUCAAACCAAUGUAUAAAGAGUCUUUGUUGGUUUUGUUAUGUUUUGUUUUAGCGUUUUAAAAUCUGAACGUCAAUAACUCAUCUGUGAUAUGAAAGUGCAAAUUUACAAUGGCAGUCAUUGAAUUUUGUUUGCCUGUAUCAUUAAGUGCAAACUUGAAUGUAUGAGUGUAUUGUGUUUAGUAAAUUUAUAAAUGCAAACUUGACUGUACUGUCUAUACAUUCAUAUGUGCAAACUUGGCUGUACUGUCUAUAAAUCCGUAAGUGCAAACAUGACUGUUUUGUGUCCUAGUAAAUCUGUAUGUCAAACUUGAUUGUAUUGUAUCUGUAAAUCCGUAAGUGCAGACUUGAUUGUACUAUUUCAUUUAUCCCAUUUGUGCAAAUUUGACUGUGUUUUGCUUUGUAAAUCUGUUGCAAUAAGGGUAAAGCUAACACUGACAGUCAGAGACAUGUGUAUUUGAUGGAGAAAAAAUGUAACAAAUUUCUCUGCAACGUCAGUUGUCCAUCUCAUUUACCCAAAAAAGCAUCUCUAAACUUUUAUGACUAGAAUGAAAAUGGUGGGGUUCUUCUUCUUCUUUUUUACCUCUCCUUGUAAACAAAAAAUUCCUCUUAUGUUCUUUUCCCUUACUAUAUUCAACAACCUGAACUUGCUUUUAUUUUAAUGGUCGAAUAUCAAGAAAUGUUGCUUUUUUUGUUACCCUUUUGCAAUAAAAUGCAUACUUGCUGUAUUUAAUGGGGUAAACCUUGGCUUGCAAUAGCUGCAAAGAGAAUUUUGUAUCUUUCUUGUUGAUGUUACUCUGAUUCUACUUGUGUUCUGCUUUCAAUUUCACUUUUUGUUUUUAAUUAAAUUUACAAAAUUUA